Vicia villosa (hairy vetch) is the source of this 1383-nucleotide messenger RNA. RefSeq lists its product as uncharacterized. The record is from RefSeq and is a predicted model, not a curated record. Bases 138 to 797 code for a protein of 219 amino acids. The transcript has a single exon. Lineage: Eukaryota; Viridiplantae; Streptophyta; Magnoliopsida; Fabales; Fabaceae.
UUAAAGUAGGACAUGUACCCUUGUCUUUCUCAUGAGUCCUUACCUUAUAUAAAUUAAAAUGUGAAGAAAAAAACCUAUAGAACAAAAACCAAGUGAUCUACCAACCAAACAACACUCAUCUUUUCUCUCUUCCAACAAUGGACUCUUCACCAAAUCUCACUCAUCAUCAUGUCAAAGAUCCUCCAAAACAAUGUGAAACCUUCUUCUUAACCGGAAAGUAUCCGUCUUCGCGCCGAACCGCUUCAUUCUCCUCUUGUUCAUCCUCACUCUCACCUUCAUCUUCUUCCUUUGAAUCAUUAUAUUUUCCUGAUGAUCCUCAUUUCAGUCCUGCAUCUCCACUUAAAUUCUCAGGUGUUCCAUUUUCUUGGGAACAUUUACCUGGAAUUCCUAAGAAACAUAACAACUCCAAGAAAAAACAACAAUCUUCCAUGAAACUGUUGCCAUUACCUCCUCCUACUAUAGCUACUACUACAACAAACUCUUCUAAAAAAGUGAUCAACCAUGAAGAUGCAAAGAUUUGGAAGAAGAAUUCAGUUCAAAGUAGCUUUCAAAGGGAUGAUCCUUUCUUUGCUGCAAUGGUUAAAUGCUCAAAGGAUGGUGGUGGUGAUGAUCAUGAAGAAACAAUUGGCAAUUUAUGGAAUAGUGGAGGUAAGGUUUCAAGGAGUAUUAGUGAUCGUUUUGGAUUUAUUAGUCUCUAUGGUUCUUGCAAGAGAACUUGUGCAGUUUCUGAAUCUUUAGUUCUACUUCCAAGCUCAAGAAGAAACACUUAUCAACAAGUUAAUGGCAGGUCCCUCUGAGAUUUUUCCAAUCAGUGAUCCCAAAAUCUACUUGUGUUCAUCUUGUUACUAGGAGAAAAAAAACCAUAAAGAGGUAUUUUAAUUUUUAACUUUUUACUUAAACCUUCCUCUAUUAAAAAACACUUGAAUGAGAUGAGAAUGGUCGCUUCACUCUUAAUCAGAGAUUCUCGGUUCGAACAUUCGAUUUGAACAUAGUUAUGAACACGUCUCAAAGAUUAAUCUCUGCAGUUGUGUGAAGAGGAUUGUCGGUUCAUAAAAAUUUUAUGUCUGUUUUGUUGUUUUGUAAAAUAUGGUAUGUGAAGACAAAUUAUGUCUUUGGAAACCAAAGUGUUGUUAUUAUUAUUGUAAUAUAUUAAUAUAAGUAUAGGAAGAGGUGUUUGUCUUAUUUUCUAAUUUGUUAUGAUUUUAUUUUUUGGAAUCUUGUGUCAUUAGACAUGUAAAUCUCUGAAUACAAUAUAUGCUUUUUGAUGUAUGUCAUGAGAUGUAUCAUAUUUGGAGUGAAAUUUAGAUCAUCCCAUGUGGAAAUAAUGUAUAGGACCAUGGUGGAAAAAGACUGUCAAAUUAUUGAUUUGACUUUUUUAUUUUA